GGGGCGUCCUGAAAAGGUGAUUGCGGACACAGCCGACUUCAUCCUUCUAGAAGCCUGACGUCCUUCAUAAGAGUCUCGUGCUGCUGCCGCUGCUGCGCGUGCAGUUUUGUUUCGCUGUUUUUCUGCUCUAUAGUACCGACUUAUCGCAGACGACUGGGCGAGUUCGUGCCGGUUUUCUUUCGGUUUGUUUAAGGGUAUUUUUCUCCACUCCGGGAUGGGAGCGAGCACAUCCGCGCAACGGGACGCCAAGAGCCCUGAGGAGGCGAGCGCCGUGGAGGAGCGCGUAGCGGACCUGAGUGAGACCCACGGCGGCGGCGACAACGACACCGAGGACGCCAAGCAGCUGCAGAAGAACGGACAGAUCUCAAUCUCCAGCCUGAACGGGAAGACGGACGAGCAGACAGACUUUAACGGACAAGAUGAGGACGAUACUCUGGCCGAGGUUGGCCAGACGGAGGCCAUGCCCCAGAAAGAGGACAGCCCUGACUCGGUCGAGAUCCUCCAAGAUGAGGUCUCGCCUCAAGCUAAUGGAGAGCAGGAGGAAAAAUGUGUCACUGCAGAUGAAACUACACCCACAGAAGAGAAGGUAGCUGAGGAGAAACCAACUGAAUCCAAUGAGGUGGGUUUCAAGAAGAUCUUCCGCUUUGUUGGCUUUAAAUUCACGCUGAAGAAGGACAAGAAUGAGAAGACAGAGCCUGUACAGCUCCUGACAGUGAAGGAAACUGAGGAUGGUGCUUCAGAAGCUGUUGUUGAGGAAACCAAAGAAGAAACUGUGACAGCAGAAAUCCAGCCUGAGGAUGAACAGAAACCAGAUGCUCCAGAAAUGGAGAAAGAUGUCAGUGCUGAAGAUGCUGCAAAGACUGAAGCAGAACCGGACGUCCCUGCAACUGAUGCCCCAGCAGAGACCAAAUCAGAUGGUGCUGAAGAAACUGACAAGACCCCAGCUGAUGAGCCAGCUGAAGAAGUGGAAACUGCUACUCAGAAAGAGAAAGAACCAGAACCACAAGCCGAAUCUCCUACAUCUCCACCAUCUCAAGAAACACAGUCCCCUUUCAGAAGAUUCUUCACUCAGGGAAUCUUCUCAAACCUGCGUAAAAAGACAAGCUUUAAAAAGUCUAAAGAGGAGGAACUGGUAAAGGAGAAAUCUGCUGAGGAGGAUAUAAAGGAGGCGGAGGAGAAAGAAGAAGAGACUGCAGCAGGGGAAGAACAAGUCAAGGAGGAUGCAGAAGAAGUGAAAACAGAAGAACAGGUCGAUAAAUCUGAAGCAGCACCAGAAAAAUCUGAAGCAGCACCAGAAAAAUCUGAAGCAAGCCCAGAGGAAACACCAUCUGCACCACAGGAGCAAAAGGAGGAGGAGCUAAAAGUGGAGGUUGAGACCACAAGUGAAGCUGCACCAGUACAGGAGCCCGAAGCUGUUGAACAAUCUACAACCGGUGAGGUUUCAGAGACCUCUGCUGCUGAAGAAAAAGAAGAGAUCAAACCCACUGAUGAUACCAAACCUACUGAUGACAAGGCAACUGAAUCUUCCGAGGAACAACAGACUUCUGAGAAAUCCCCUGCAGAAACAACCACUGAAGCUGAAGUUCAGUCAUCCCAAGACAAAGCCAAGGCUCAAGGAAGUCCUCUGAAAAAAUUGUUUACUGGGGCAGGGUUGAAGAAGUUGUCCUCCAAAAAGCAGAAGGGCAAAAAGGAAACAGAGUCAAAGCAAACCGAUUCUACCGAGCAGGCAGCCGAACAGAUUCAGUCAUCCACAGAGUCAGGUGAGGCUCAAAAACCUGACAGCGGCGCUUCGUCUCCAGAAGAAUCUGGUGAGCACAUUGUAGGUGAAGCAAGUCAGGCUGAGGCCAACAUGGAAGCCGAAGGUGAGGCAGCAACCUCUGACAGUGAGAAGAAGAAAGAUGGCAUUCUUCAUUGGGCCUCUUUCAAAAAAUUAGUCACUCCAAAGAAACGUGUCAAAAGGUCAUCUGAGAGUGAGGAUGAAACCCCUGGAGACAAACCAAAGUCAGCCACUAUGUCCUCAACAGAGAGUGCUGUCUUCGAAGAGAAAGCUGAGGAGAUUAAACCAAAUGAUGAAGUAAAGGAAGAAGCAAAGGAGGAAUCACAGGUCGAGUCCAAGACUGAGACAAAAGCUGAAAAGACUGAACAAACCACAGAGGAGCCUAAGAAGAAGAUUGACACCUCAGUAUCCUGGGAAGCCCUUAUUUGUGUGGGAUCAGCUAAAAAGAGGGCCAAGAAGAAUUCAGACUCUGAUGACGAAGAAACUAAGAUUGAGGAAGAGGUUCAGCAGCCAGGGGAAGAACAGGCCAAGAAUGCAGAGUCUCCUCUUGAAAGCUCACAGGAGGUCGAGCGUGAAAAUUUGGCUUCUUCUCCAGAACAAGAAGGAGAGCUUGUCUCUACAUGGGAGUCCUUCAAAAGGCUGGUAACACAACGUAAGAAACCAAAGGCUGAAGAGAAGGCUGAUGAAGCGCAGGGUCCAGAGCAGCCAACAUCUGACAGUGAACUGCCAAAGGAAGAGUCAUCCUUCUCCCUUAGAAAACUAAUUCCCAGAAGAAAGAAGAAGUCCGAUGCUAAACAAGGACAGGUGUCUUCUGAUGUCGGAUCUGCAGAAGAAGAUUCUGAUACACCUGCUGUGGUACCGCUGUCCGAGUAUGAUAACGAACAACCAGAGAAGACUAAGGAUGAACAAGAAAAGCCAGAGGAGGCAAAGCCAGAAGUCACACCUGUCACUCCAGUCACUCCUGGAAAAGCAUCUGCUGAGGACAGAUCUCCUUCUUGGAUCUCAGCUACUGUGGAGAAUGUUGAAGAUGAGGCAGAGGGUAAGCCACUAAGUGAUAUUCCAGAAGAAGGCGAUACAGCUGCUACACCCAAAUCGACUGAUAACACCAUAGCAGAAGAUGUCAUAGAGUUCACUUCAGAAGCUGUCACUGCCAUUGAGCAAGCAGAGGAAACUGAGAUGGUUUCUGCUCUGUCACGCAUCACAGAAUUACCUGAUACAUCUGGUGAGACUUCACCAGUUCCAGAUGAUGGGGUGGUGAAGAAGGCUGAAGCCAUUUUACAAGAAGCUGUAGAAACUAUCACUAUUACAUCAAGUGCAGUGGCUGUCACAGUAGCAGAGGAGCAGACCAAAAGUAUGGCUGUCUCAACAAGCCCAUUCCAGAUUGAGUCAGCCAUUAAGGAGGAGAAAGUGGUCUUGGCUGUUCAUGAGAAAAGUGAAGCAACAGCCAUUUGCACCGGCCUUGACACCAAUGAAAUUCAAGCUGUAGAAGAAGAAAGUCCUUUGAAGACUACAGUGGAAGCUGUCACCACUGUCAAUGAGGCACUAUCUGUAGAGUUGGCCGCUGAGGACCAAACUUCAAAGCCCGAAGAAGCUGAAGUGGCAGAAGACAAAGUUUUUGUGGCACAAGUUAAUGAAGUUCAAACUGAGUGCAAAGAAGAGCCUCCAGCCUCGGUAGAACAAACCGUGGAGGAGACUGUAGCGGUUCAGUCUACGAGCGAGAUCCAGGAAGCAACAGCGGUUCAAGCGGCGGUGGUCACACCAAUUCAACAGGAAAUUGAGAUUCUUGAAGAACCAGUAGUGGCAGAAAACACUCCAAAGGUGGCAGCAGAGAGCCCUGUUGAAUCAGCUGUAGAACAUCCAAUCUGUGCUCAGACAGUGGAGAUCACUGAAGUUACUGCUGCUGAAGGCGAGGUGCAGGAGCUAAAAGAUGUUUCAGAAUCAGUCACCAGUGCUGAGGUAGAAUCUGUAGAAGUUGCAGUAGCUGUACCAGAAGAAGUUACAACAUCACUUGCAGAUACCCUUGUGGCUGAGACAACUGUGUCUCAAGAAGAUCCCAUCCUUGUCCUGGCUGCAACAGCAGAGAUAGCAGUGACAGAAGAGAUUGUCUGUGUUUGCCCUCCCCCAGAAUCUAAAACAGAAGCAGAGGUGAAGGCUGAGGUUGUUAUGGAGAGCGUUUCAAUCACUCAAGUCCACAUUACCACAUGUGUUGAGGCUGAUGCAGUGAGUAUUCCUGCCGAGGAAAAGACUGAAGUUGCAACAUCAGACGUCAGUGCUGUGAUUGAGGAAGCAGGUAAAACAGAUGAGGAAGAAGUGGAAGCAGUGGAUCUGAAGGAAGCAGAAGCCAUUCAGGAACAGAGCACGGUCAUUGUUCAGGAAGUCCUUCAAAAUGUUGUUGAGAACCUGAGUGAAAUGCACACAGAACAAGAGGUAGAAGAGAAGCCGGUGGAGGAGAUCGAUACGGCAAAACCUGAAGAAGUUUCACCUGCAGCCGUGGAGGAAAAAUCGUCACAAGAUGCACCAGUCUUAGAAGAAAAACCUACGGCAGAUACACAAAUUCAAGAAGAAACAAAGCCUGAGACAGAAGACAAAGCUGAAGAAGAACCAACCCAAAACAUUACCGAGACAGUUAGCGAAGCCAUUCAGAUUCCUGAAAAAAUUGUCAGUGCUGUGGCAGAAGAAAUGAAACCACAGGAGGAAGAGGUAUCCUCAGUCUCUGUGGAAGCAACACAAGUAUGUACAGAUGUAGUGGAGCAGGAAGUUGAAUUAAAGGAAGGUGAAAAGGAGGUAGAGGAAGACAAAACAGUCACCACAGAAAGCGAAGAUGGAAAAUGUCAAGUUGAGAAAGAUCAAAAUGAAGAAGCUAGUGGAACCACAGAGACACCUGCUUCAGAGGAGAGCAGUCAAGCACAAACUGCCUCUCUUGAAAGCACAAAGCAUGCCGAGAUUGUCGAGGAGGAGAGUCAGCAGGCCCAAGACAUGAAGAUGGAGACAACGAUGGCGGAUAAGGAUGAAAGCGCAACGCAAGACACUGAAAUUUCUGUGAAAGAAGACAGCACCAAAAGUCAGGAGCCAUCAAAAGAUGUGCCUCAAACAGACUUGGAAGAAGCACAGAAGGAUAUUUCAGCACCAGACAUGAAAGGCCUGGAGGGGUCCGGAGAGCCUGACUGUCAAAAGACAGAUGCUGAAGCCAGUGAGGUGAAAACAGCCGCUGAGGAGACCACUAAAGCCACUAAAGAAGAGGGCACGGAGAAGGAGAUUGCCACCGUCACCACAGAGACUGCUACAGAGUCAUGAGCCAGUUGCAUGUAUUAGGCAGUUGUACGAGAAGCUCCUCUAGAAGAUACAGGAGCAGAAGAAAGAGCCAGAGACUCAUCCAUCCAUCCAUCCAUCCAUCCAUCCAUCCAUCCCAUAAUAUCUCUUUAUAGUGUUGAAAAACUGUUCCUGAAUGAAUGAAUUUUUUUGACAUUUUAUUCUCACGGAGGUGUCAUGAAGGGCUGCUGUCGGAUGGAGAGAAACGUGUAUGUGUAUGUUCUUUCUGUGUGUGUGUGUGUGUGUGUGUGUGUGUGAGAGAUCUUAUCUUGUAUAUUGUAUUUAUAUCUGAAAUAUUCCGUCAUCCCAACCUUGACCAGAACGAGACCCGAAUGAACGGAUGACGUCACCACCCACCUACAAGGGUCUUUUUUUUUUUUUUGUUACUUUCUUUUUUUAUUUUUUAUUUACGAAUCAUGGUACACGUGUGCAGUUAAGCGUUCUGAGCGUUUAUAAGAGCCAGCAUAAUCAUUUCCAUUCCUACUGUACAUAUAUAUAUCAUAAAUCUAUAAAAAAAACAAAAAAACAAAAUACAUUCUUUGACAUUUCUCGACUGUGAAACUUUUUUUAAUUUUAUUUUUAUUUUUUUUAUUUUAGUUCUCUGUGUUUGAGAAGCACACGCUUUCGUUAAAACACUGCUUUCACCUCUAAUAUGUGAACGAAUGAUCGGGUUUUGGGUAACGAAUGAGAUUUGACAGCACUGUUCAGUGGCACGUGAAGUACAGUAUCUAUUCUUUACUGUUUUUUUUGUUUGUUUUUUUUUUUAAAAAUUAUUAAAUAUUCUAAAGUAUUGCCAUGUGCACUGGCGCCCUCUACAGGAAGCCAGUUGAUUUAUUUUUUUUAAUUUUUUAUUUUGUAUUUUUUUUUUAUGAAAUUAAUUUGCGUUCACAUUUCAUGUGUUUUUGCUUAAUUUUUAAAACAAACAUUUUUAUUUACAAACUUUAUUCAUAUUGCGCUAAAAGCGUCUGUAUUUUUUAAUUUUCUGUAUCAUAGACUAACAAUAUGUCUCAUUCCAGUGACGAUCACCUUUCGGAACAAUUUAUUCACAACUUUUUUUUUAAAAGAAUUAUAAAAACACUCUCUUUUAGUGCUUUGAAGCCUUCGAUGCAUGAAACAAAGCAGAAGUGAGAUUUUGCAGAAUCAGCGUGUGUAUAUGCAAAGCAUCGCAUCUUUCAUUAAAACUCAGUUCAUCGAGGUCACCUUUGUAAUCCUGCUGAUUAUUACGACGCAGUAAAUAAUGUCUCGGGUGACGCAGCAGCGACUAUCAGUGUUUUAUUUUUAUUUUCGUGCUGGAGGUAAAUUACAGGAUGUGAGAAUCCCUGCAAAGAUGCUUUAUUUUGAUAGAAUAGAAAAAGAAAUAGAAAAACAAAAACAAAGCAAAGAAUGAUCUUCUUUCAUCACGGCUUGUAUCGAUUCCCCCAGGUAGAAUCCUGUUCUCUUGCUUUUUAUAAAAAAUUAAAACAAAAUAUUACUGUGAAGCUCCGUAAACAUUUGUACAAAUUGUAUACCUGUGUAUCUUAAAUCAAUAUUGUAAUAUUAAAUAACCAAUGAGAGCAUUAGACGAUAUUAUGUAGCAUGAUCUUCUCUGUUUUUUUUGUUUUGUUUUAUUUUUUAUUCGUCAAGCUGUUAAUAGUAUGGAUACAGAACCAUGUCUAUAUUUCAUUUAAAUAAAAGUUAGCCUUGUAAAGCCA
Messenger RNA from Hemibagrus wyckioides, 6777 nucleotides. RefSeq names its product A kinase (PRKA) anchor protein 12b (gene akap12b). NCBI's taxonomy places the organism in Eukaryota, Metazoa, Chordata, Actinopteri, Siluriformes, Bagridae. Gene Ontology annotation, cellular component: cytoplasm. Gene Ontology annotation, molecular function: protein kinase A binding; calmodulin binding. Bases 215 to 5071 code for a protein of 1618 amino acids. Gene Ontology annotation, biological process: signal transduction; regulation of protein kinase C signaling. The transcript is spliced from 4 exons. The record is from RefSeq and is a predicted model, not a curated record.